Sorghum bicolor (sorghum) is the source of this 396-nucleotide messenger RNA. RefSeq names its product translation initiation factor IF-2. The transcript has 3 exons. The record is from RefSeq and is a predicted model, not a curated record. Bases 105 to 383 code for a protein of 92 amino acids. Lineage: Eukaryota; Viridiplantae; Streptophyta; Magnoliopsida; Poales; Poaceae.
UUGGCCACGGCAGCUUGGAUUCUGGCGAGGUUCCUAGCCUAUCCCAGAUCCGAGCAAGGAGCACAGGCACGAGCGCGCCCAUACGCCAACGACCAAACACUACGAUGAACAUUGUGGCGGACCUCCAGGAGCGGCUGGCAGAAUCGGAGAGGCAAAGGGACGAAGAAAGGAUAAGGAGGGAGGAAGAAGCGCAGGCUAUGCAAGCCAGGAUGAAUGCAAUGUACGAGUACUUGCAAAACCUUGCACCUGCUAUUGGUCAACCUCCUCCGCCAGCUAUGUUGUUCCAACCUCAAACUCCUCCUUUCAGCACUCCUAAUCAGUCGGCGGCGUCAAAUAAUCCACCUCCUGGGCAACAAGGGGAACAAGGUGGACCGUCGAGGUAGGUGGAUGAUGGAC